UAAAUAACUGCCUCCUACGAAUAACGAAUAACUCCUAUUGAGCUAUAUUUGUUAAUCUCUACCUACCCUUGCAGCUAUAUCAUUUCAUUUUAACGAGCUUCCGUGAUCAAACUGAUCACUCAUAUUGAAGCGGAUUCACCGAUCCGCCAAGAAGUCUCUUGCUACAUUAUAUCACGAGCCACCAUGGCAGUCUCCCGAGAGAACCAGGUUAAGGCCGCCACAGAAGGAGCCGCCACCUUCGUCGACUGGUACUACCGCACCCUCCAGGAGGGCAACCCGAUCGGUCCAUUCUACGUGACCAACAACGCAAAGUACGCCGCCGCCAGCGCGGCCUCGGACAUCAGCAUCAACGGCGCCGUCCUGGCCGGCGGCCCGGCCGAGUACGAGAAGCUGCUCGAGCAGCAGCGCACCACCCCCGUCGGCCUCAUUCCCGCCAACAAGAUCCAGUACGACGUCGAGGGCUGGGACGUCCACGUGCUCAACCCGAGCUUCUCGCUCGCCUGCCCGGCCGAGCUCCAGGGCGCCGCGACCGGCCAGGAGUCGCUGCUGCUGCAGGUCACGGGCCACGUCUCCUAUGGGGCCGAUAAGGACGCCCCCAAGACGCCGUUCAAUGAGACCUUCGUCCUGGUGCCUAACUGGGACGCCCUACGGAGGAACGCACCCAGGAACAUGCGGAGGAAGUUGAUCCUGUCGCAGAACUUCCGCGCGCUGUGAACGGGCUGGCAUUGGAGUGGAAUUUGGAUCGCGGUGGCAUUCCCAAGGAGUCAUUCGUAUUUGUUAAGUUGGCAUGGAGUAUGGCCUGGACUUGGUCCUGGUCGAGGCAUAUUGAUUGGCAGUCAAAAGCAAGGAUGGUAUAGGCAGAUUCCAUGGCCAAGGCGUUUGGAGGGCAUAUUUUUUGCGACCGAGUUCGCCAGACACUCGAACUGAGAAUGGGCCCUGGUAUAUGAUCAAGCGAGCCUAUGAUAGAGAGCGGAAUCACAAAGCAUCUUGACUUGCAUCUCAGCCA
Phialemonium atrogriseum is the source of this 1006-nucleotide messenger RNA. RefSeq lists its product as uncharacterized. Bases 184 to 714 code for a protein of 176 amino acids. The record is from RefSeq and is a predicted model, not a curated record. The transcript has 3 exons. NCBI's taxonomy places the organism in Eukaryota, Fungi, Ascomycota, Sordariomycetes, Cephalothecales, Cephalothecaceae.